AUGGGUAAUGAAGUGACAAAAACGAGAAAGCCACAACCUGGUCAAUUUUAUGAUUCGGUUGAGGAAGUGGCAGAUGUGGAUAAGGAAGCGGCAUCUUUUAUACACCAGAAAACACAAAAGGCUUUUCAAAACAUGUUGCCUAAUAAUGAUAUUGAAAAAGUAAAGGAUAACAUAAAUGAAGUUAACCGAAAACAACUACAAGUAAAACAAAUACGAAAGAACAAUGAAAGCCACAAUUACAACCAAGUACCAAUAAAAAAAGGGAUGAAAGGAGAUAAAUUAAUGGUGGCGGGUUCUGAUGAAUCAUUAGAAUUGUUAGAAAUUAAAAAAUGGUGA
This is a messenger RNA of Entrophospora candida, 336 nucleotides long. Lineage: Eukaryota; Fungi; Glomeromycota; Glomeromycetes; Entrophosporales; Entrophosporaceae. The record is from the annotation of a GenBank genome assembly.